Molecule: messenger RNA, 834 nt
Organism: Trichomonas vaginalis G3
Lineage: Eukaryota; Parabasalia; Trichomonadida; Trichomonadidae
Product: cyclin-dependent kinase inhibitor 2C-related family
Exons: 1
Coding region: 1-834 (277 amino acids)
Molecular function (GO): protein binding
Source: RefSeq, a predicted model, not a curated record
AUGGUCGAACUUCUUCUUUCACAUGGUGCAAAUAUCGAUGAAAAAGGGUAUGAUGGACGCACAGCCUUUUAUAUUGCAACAUAUUUUGAUCAAAAAGAAAUAGUUGAACUUCUUAUUUCAUCUGGUGCAAAUAUCAAUGAUAAAUAUGAUCAUGGUUAUACUGCUCUUCAUCACGCAGUAAUAAAUAAAAAUAACGAAAUAACCGAACUUCUUCUUUCGCAUGGUGCCAAUAUCAAUGAAAAAGGUGAAGAUGGUCAAACUGCUCUUCAUAUAGCAGCAGAUCUUAAUAAUACAGAAAUAAUUAAAAUUCUUAUCUCAAAUGGGGCAAACAUCAAUGAAAAAGAUAAAGAUGGACAAACUGCUCUUCACAUGGCAGCAAAUUUUGAUAAUACAGAAAUAAUUAAAAUUCUUAUCUCAAAUGGGGCAAAUAUCAAUGAAAAAGGUGAAUUUGGAAAAACUGCUCUUCAUUAUGCAACAAGAAAUAAUAGUAAAGAAAUUGUCAAACUUCUUAUUUCAAAUGGGGCAAAUAUCAAUGAAAAAGAUAAAGAUGGAAAAACAGCUCUUCAUAUUGCCAUAUGUAAAAAUUACGAAGAAAUAGCUGAAAUUCUUCUUUCGCAUGGUGCAAAUUCCAAUGAAAAAUAUAAAGAUGGAGAAACAGCUCUUCAUUGUGCAACAUAUUGGGGCAGCGAAAAAAUUAUUGAACAUCUUAUUUUGCAUGGCGCAAAUAUCAAUGAAAAAGAUAAUAAUGGAAGAACGGCUCUUCAGAUUGCUAGAGAUGAAAAUAAAAAAAAAAGAAUAUUUGAACUUCUUAUUUCACUUGGAGCAAGUAUGUGA